Molecule: messenger RNA, 951 nt
Organism: Lynx canadensis (Canada lynx)
Lineage: Eukaryota; Metazoa; Chordata; Mammalia; Carnivora; Felidae
Product: olfactory receptor 5B2-like
Exons: 1
Coding region: 1-951 (316 amino acids)
Biological process (GO): G protein-coupled receptor signaling pathway; sensory perception of smell
Cellular component (GO): membrane
Molecular function (GO): olfactory receptor activity; odorant binding; G protein-coupled receptor activity
Source: RefSeq, a predicted model, not a curated record
AUGAAGAACAACACGGAAGUGGCUGAAUUCAUCCUGCUGGGACUAACCAAUGACCCAAAGCUACAGAUCCUUCUAUUUAUCAUGUUCACCCUCAUUUACCUCAACACGCUGUUUGGAAACAUGGGGAUGAUUGUUUUGAUUCUCUUAGACUCUCAUCUCCACACUCCCAUGUACUUUUUCCUCAGUAACCUGUCUCUGGUGGACUUUGGUUACUCUACAGCUGUCACUCCCAAAGUUAUGGCUGGGCUCCUUAUGGGAGACAAAGUCAUCUCUUACAAUGCAUGUGCUGCCCAGAUGUUCUUUUUUGGAGCCUUGGCCACUGUGGAAAAUUUCCUUUUGGCCUCAAUGGCCUAUGACCGCUACACAGCAGUGUGCAAACCCCUCCAUUACACCACCACCAUGACGACAAGGGUGUGUGCAUGUCUGGCGAUAGGUUCCUACAUCUAUGGUUUCUUGAAUGCUUCCAUCCACAUUCGGAACACGUUCAGUCUCUCAUUCUGCAAGUCCAAUAUGAUCCAUCACUUUUUCUGUGAUGUUCCAGCUGUCAUGGCUCUAUCUUGUUCUGAUAGACAUGUCAGUGAACUUAUUCUUAUUGUGGUAGCAAGCUUCAACAUCUUUUUUGCUGUCUUUGUUAUCUUGAUUUCCUACCUGCUCAUAUUUAUCACCAUCCUGAAGAUGCACUCAACUCAGGGUUAUCAGAAGGCUUUAUCCACGUGCACUUCCCACCUCACUACAGUCUCCAUCUUCUAUGGGACAGCCAUAUUUAUGUACUCCCAGCCCACCUCCAGCCAUUCCAUGGACUCAGACAAAAUCGCAUCCAUGUUCUACACUAUGGUUAUUCCCAUGAUGAACCCCCUGGUCUAUAGCUUAAGAAACAAGGAGGUUAAAACUGCUUUCAAGAAGGUGGGUGAGAAGGCAAAACUGUCUCUAGGCUUUCUACUAAAGUCAUAG